CAUGUAAAUAUUACUCCUAAAUAUCUAUCCGUUUCCACUUCUUCUCCCUCUAUCUGUAUAAAUCCUCUUAGACUAGGCAACCUCAUGAACGAACGAUGACGCACAUAGCUUGUGCGGCUGCCGAGGGCCAGUCAUCAUUUCGUCUCGAUAGAGUUCGCAUCACACGCUCCGUGUAAACCACAAAACCAGUAAAAGGACAAUUUAAGCAAAGACUUUAACUCCAAACCUGCUAAACUUAUAUUGGUGGCAGCGAUUACAAAGCGAUUACAAAGGAUUUCUCAUAAAAUAAUCCUGGCCUACACAAAGCGCCUCAAAUUACGUGGUGACUCCUUAGUGGCAACGACUCAGUGAACCAGUGUGAACUCAAGCACAACCUCUCUACAAUUACGGGAUUACUACACUCCCUAUGAGACGACUACAAGCCCCAUAGCUAGUACUUGCACCUACGUCAUGUCACCACCUACAUUGUAUCACCAAAACAACAAUCUGUGCCACCACUCAGCAAACGUCCGUAACCAGUCUACCCAAAAAUCCCACCUCAAUUAACGGGAUUAACCCCUGCCGAACUCCCCCAACCCUGUAUCUUCACAGUCACAAGAGGAGGAAGAGGAAGCCAUAUUCGUAGUGACAAGGUAGUAGCCGCGGCCAGGCAGCUCAAUUCAAGUGCGUCAGCAGUCUGCGUCAGCGUGCCGUCAAUCAAAACAUCGGCAACACCCGCCCCCGGCUAGAGGAACACGCCGCACAAUUUUGUUGCGAUGCUACUCCCUUGCCUAUGUGUCUUGGGAGGUGUUCUCCUGGUCCUCCCCACAAAUGCCACGAAGCAGCCCUCAUAUGAACAACACCUACGUGUGGGGGCAAUCGUGGAGCCAGACGGCCCCGUGAUGGUGGUGGAGGACGUGGUCGAUGUCCGCAUUACCCUAUGCGAUUUUCAAAAGCUGGAGCGACUCCAUAUACCCCAGUUCCGGCGCCAGAUCCGGCAAGCGGAAGCGGUUCUCCAGCAGACAUCGGACACAGUUCAUAAACUAAACCAUCCACUCACGCUGACAUAUUUCUCUACUCAUGCUAUCUUUCCUAAAUAUCCAACAAUCAUUUGAUAGUCUGCUAGAAUGGACCCCUUUUUCAACUUACCUUAAAACACCAGUAGCCCACGCCAGGUCCAAGCGUGGUCUCAUCGACAUUGGUGGGAGAUUGUUAAAAGGCCUCAUUGGUACAGCUACAGAAGCCGAUGUUGCUGAAGUUCACGAUCAGUUAGACAAAUGGGGUACUAUUUUGAAUAACCAGGCCAUUGUUCUCAGUUCCCAAAACAAAGCUAUUGAGACGGUUGUUAGGACUCAAAAAGUUAUCAUAGACCGCCUCAACAACUUCACAUCCCUCAUAACCCAGCUUCAGCAGGUCCAACACCAGUACUUAUUGGCUCACCAUUUGGCUUUAAUGGCAGCAAACCUCAGAGCUGUCUACCUUGCAAUCACAAAUUUUAAAUUAGCACUGCAGGACACAUUUACACUGCUCAGAGACGUGUUAGAUGGUGUUGUAACCCCUUCCCUUCUCACCCCUACCGAACUUAUGCAUGUCAUUGAUUGGGCCAGAACAGAAAAAGGCUUAACUCCUGUUUUCAGUGAGACCCAGGUUCAAUAUUAUUAUCCCUACAUGGAGGCAACAUUGACUACAGAUGGUAUCUUAGUGCAUAUACCCUUUAGGUCGCCAGAUAUGUUCACUAUCUAUCACAUUCAUCCAUUCCCUACAGUUGUCAAUUCUUCCAUCUACCAACUAUCUACAUCUCAUACCACUCUCUUGGUUUCAUCAGAUUUCAUGCACAUUGCUUUUCCAGCUGACUUUCAUGAUUGCCAUAUCACCCGAUUCCAGAUGUACCUUUGCCCUGCUUAUCAGUACGUCUUUUUGCCUACCAGCAAUUAUCCUUGUGAGAUGGGUCUAGUUAGAAACUCCCCAAUUGAAUCUCUGUGUGUUUUCACCCCAGUCGAGGAUACCACCAUCUUCCACCUUAGAGUGAAACCCUGGCGGUACUUCUAUUUCCAUCAUUCCAAUGCUCUUACAGUCACUUGCCCUGGAUCCCGACCUAGCAACACCGCUGUCCACGGCUCCUUUGUCAUCUUGGAGGCCUGCAGUCUCACAUCCCACAACCUGACAACUAAACAAUCUAACCAUCUAUUGCUCAACCAAACCUUUCAUACCUACAACCUCAAACCCUUCAACUUGCCGGCACCAACAACUCCCCUACAACUCAAACCCUUACACCCACUAGGAGACACCUUACCCAAACUCAUUGCACCAAACAUCACCCUACAACCCAUCUCAUCUCUCACCAUAUGGCCAGACCUUCGCCUCGACACUGUAUACCCCAUCCUCGCGUCACUGACUACAGUACUCACGCUCACUGUGAUCCUAGCUACCAUACUCAUUUGUGUCUUCCACCGCCGCUACGCCUUCCUGCGUCGAGCCAUCCUCCAGCGCACCUUACAGCCAGCAACGGCAUAGACCAUGUUCCCAUUGUCCUAUAAUAUCUUUUUCUCCUUGAGCCUUCCCUUCAUA
Eriocheir sinensis (Chinese mitten crab) is the source of this 2547-nucleotide messenger RNA. RefSeq lists its product as uncharacterized. NCBI's taxonomy places the organism in Eukaryota, Metazoa, Arthropoda, Malacostraca, Decapoda, Varunidae. The record is from RefSeq and is a predicted model, not a curated record. The transcript has 2 exons. The coding region runs from base 1060 to 2493 and encodes 477 amino acids.